UCCGUGCAUUUCAAUUUACUUUUUUUUUACCACAGUGGGCAAACCGGGAUAAACCACAGCGUGCAAGAUGUUUGGCUGCGGUGGCUGCUGCUGGACACUGGCUGCAGUGGGCGCUGCUGUCCUUGUCGUGGUGAAUUGGCUGUGGAACAAGAUCACGGCGCCAGGGAUCGACGCAAAAGACAAGCACGUGUUCAUCACGGGAGGAACCACGGGCCUGGGGUUGGGCAUCGCCAUCAAGUUUGCCAAGCGUGGUGCACGCGUGACAAUCGUGUCCAGAUCACAGAAGAACGUGGAUACGGGACUGAAGGCGAUCCGUGACGCCGUGCCAUCCGCCAAGGCACAAGGGUUUCCCUGUGAUGUGACAAACGAGAAGCAAAUGAACGAGGCCGUGCAACAAGCGGACGAGCAGUUUGGCCCCGUCAAGUACCUCAUCUGCUCUGCUGGCCUCGCCAAGCCGGGCUACUUCCUGGAGACACCCACCAGCGUUUACCGCCAGCAGAUGGACCUCAACUACUUUGGCUGCCUUCACGCAGCAAAGGCAGCAGUGCCGAGCAUGAAGAAGAGCGGUGGCGGUACGGUGGUGUUUGUCAGCUCGGCUGUCGUGUUUGCAGGCAUGGUUGGCUACUCCCAGUACGCUCCUUCCAAGUACGCCCUUCGUGGCCUCACCGACUGCCUCCGCAACGAACUCCUGCCAUACAACAUUCGCGUUGUUGGGUACUAUCCCUCCAACAUGGACACGCCUGGUUUCGAGGAGGAAACGCGCACAAAGCCCGUUGAGACACAGGAGAUUGAGGGCCAGGCAAGCCUAAUCACCGCAGAUGUUGCAGCUGAACACCUCAUGACAGGCCUGGCCAACGGCAGCUACUCCAUCACCAACGAGCUCAUGACCGAGCUCGCCCGCAUCGGGACCGUGGGCGUUGCGCCGCGGGAGAACUCCAUGUUGGAGCUGCUUGUUAUCCCGCUGCUCGUUCCCAUUGGCAAAAUCUUCGGCCUCAUCAUGGACCACACCGCACGCAAGGGACCUGGCACCUCCAAGAAGACAAAAUGAUUCAAUCCUGUCAUGCCACCUGUGCUUGUGCUUGUGCUGUUGCUGUGUUGCCCUUACCCUCUCUUCUUUCUUCGCUGUGUUGCUUGCCGCAUAUGUCUUCUUCCUGCACCUCCACCACUACCAUGCCAUGCCAUGCUGCGUGCGUGCGUGCGUGCACACCGACUGUCCGAUGCUGAUGAACGCAUGUAUCAAUGAAUGAAAUGAAUGAAAGCGUG
Messenger RNA from Salpingoeca rosetta, 1263 nucleotides. RefSeq lists its product as uncharacterized. The coding region runs from base 68 to 1048 and encodes 326 amino acids. Gene Ontology annotation, biological process: sphingolipid biosynthetic process. The record is from RefSeq and is a predicted model, not a curated record. Gene Ontology annotation, molecular function: 3-dehydrosphinganine reductase activity. The transcript has 11 exons. Lineage: Eukaryota; Choanoflagellata; Craspedida; Salpingoecidae. Gene Ontology annotation, cellular component: endoplasmic reticulum membrane.